Coregonus clupeaformis (lake whitefish) is the source of this 4578-nucleotide messenger RNA. Its product is annotated as solute carrier organic anion transporter family member 4A1-like. The transcript is spliced from 12 exons. The record is from RefSeq and is a predicted model, not a curated record. Gene Ontology annotation, cellular component: membrane. Gene Ontology annotation, biological process: sodium-independent organic anion transport; transmembrane transport. Bases 583 to 2898 code for a protein of 771 amino acids. Gene Ontology annotation, molecular function: protein binding. NCBI's taxonomy places the organism in Eukaryota, Metazoa, Chordata, Actinopteri, Salmoniformes, Salmonidae.
GCAAGAAAGGUCAUGGUGACGUUACAACUAACUCAUAUCGAUACCUGUCAUACGGGAGAUCCUGCAUCACGCCAAUUGGUCCAGAAGCGAUAGCACCAUAGGGGGCCGAAUAUCAUUGGGCGACAUCAGCCUCUUUGAAUUUGCGGAUCAAGAAGCGUUUAGCAGCCACCCGACGCGGCCGCAAUCGACCUUUGAAUAACUGUGAGGACCAACAAACAAGGAAGGACGUUACGUAUCAAUGUAGACAUUUGAAUCAUGAUUUCAUCCACCCGAAGGUAUCAUGGUCGAGAGACAACGGUUGGGUACCUAAAAGGACAUUAACACGAUGACGUUUCCCAGAGGCCCCAGUAAGGCACGUCCUGUCCGUUCCCCUGUGUAGUGGUCCCCUCUGGCAGAGGACUGCUUUCGACCUGCAGACACUUUCACUGCUCAAUGGCAUACACAGACACUGGGUGAGAUAGGAGUACAGACGGUAGCCAAAAGGAGAAAAAUAUCCCUUUCUUACAGCACGCUCCUUCUCCCCCACAGUCCUCCCGUCUCCCAGGCCCUUCUAUCCCUCUCAGAGAGCCCCUCCCUGUGGCCAUGCCCAUCCUGCUCAAUGCCGACGUCUCCUUCAGCUCCAAGCAGGAGCUCCUGGACCUCCAGGACGGAGCCAUGGGCCCCUGCCUAGAGACACCCAGCCCACUGGACUCUCAGGAGGAUAGCCCAGUGGGUUCAGGCCCAGGCAGCCCCGCUGGAAACGGCCCCGCUAGCCGCAUCAUCCUCACCGGGGCUGCUACGCCACUGCCUGGACAGCUUUACAUGGGCGAGGUACCUGCGGAGACCCCGCUGGGCCUCACAUUCAUCCCCACAGACUCAGAAGGGCUGUGUGGCUGGGGGGCCCUGACGCCCCGAGUCAUCCAGACUUUCAACACCCCUCGCUGGGUACUGUUCUUCCUGUGUGUGGCCUCCUUCCUCCAGGGCAUGAUUAUCAACGGCUUCAUCAACACCGUGGUGACCUCAAUAGAGAGACGCUUUGACCUGCGCAGCUACCAGACGGGGCUCAUCGCCAGCUCCUACGACAUCGCUGCCUGUGUGUGCCUGGCCUUUGUCAGUUACUUUGGUGGGACGGGGCACAAGCCUCGCUGGCUGGGCAGUGGGGUGCUGGUUAUGGCGCUGGGAUCUCUGGUGUUCGCCCUGCCCCACUUCACCACUCCCCCGUACCAGGUAAGCAUGCCCGAGCGGACAGGGGUGUGCACGGGGAACCGUACCAGCCCGUGCCAUGAGAGGGAGGGCGGGGGCCUGUCCAGCUACCGCUUUGUCUUCAUGCUGGGCCAGUUCCUGCAUGGGGUGGGAGCAACGCCCCUCUACACUCUGGGGGUCACCUACCUGGACGAGAACGUCAAGUCCAGCUACGCUCCAGUGUACAUCGGGAUCUUCUAUACAGCAGCCAUCGUGGGUCCAGCAGCAGGGUACCUCCUAGGAGGAUACUUCCUCAACAUCUACACAGAGGUCCACAUGACGACAGAGCUGACUCCAGAGAACCCUCUGUGGGUAGGGGCCUGGUGGAUUGGCUUCCUGGCAGGAGGAGCCGCAGCACUGGUCAUCGCCCUGCCCAUCCUGGGCUACCCACGCCAACUACCAGGCUCUCAGAAGUAUGUGGCCAUGCGUGUGUCUGAGGCCCAUCAGCUGAAAGAUGGCAGUCAGGCCAGUGCAUCAGACCCUCAGUUUGGGAAGUCAGUGAAAGACAUGCCUAGGUCAGUGUUGCUUCUGCUGAAAAACCCUCCCUUCCUCUUCCUGUGUCUGGCGGGGGCCACAGAGGCCACCCUCAUCGCUGGCAUGUCCACCUUCGGCCCCAAGUUCCUAGAGUCUCAGUUCAGCCUGAGUGCAUCUGAGGCAGCCAUCUGGUUUGGCUACAUGGUGGUGCCUGCGGGCGGAGGGGGCACUUUCCUGGGCGGCUACAUCGUGAAGAAGCUGAACCUACGUUGCCGUGGCAUCAUUAGGUUCUGCAUGGUGUGUGCGCUCAUCAGUCUACUGGCCAUAUUCAUCUUCCUCAUCCACUGUCCCAACAUCCCCAUGGCCGGGGUGACUUCCCCCUACCGCAGCAACCUGCCACCGGGCCAUCAGUACAACAAGGAGUACAAUGAACAGUACUAUGAGCAAGCCAACAACCUCCGCAACAGCUCUUGGUUGGGGGACAACCUGACGGUGGGCUGUAAUGCAGACUGUCACUGUUUACGAGAGCUCUAUAACCCAGUCUGUGGAGCUGACGGUGUGAUGUAUUACUCCCCCUGCCAUGCAGGCUGCAGGACCAUCAACCACACUGAGGUCUCCACAGGCAGACAGGUGUACUCUGGCUGCAGCUGUGUGGUGGAGGGGAACGUCACGUUGGGGCAGGACGGUCUGGCUCUGGAUGGGAAGUGCACCAGCUCCUGUAGUCACAUGCCAGCCUUCCUCACCUUCCUCUUCAUCGUCAUCUCCUUCACCUUCCUGUGUAGUAUCCCUGCCCUCACUGCUACCCUCAGGUGUGUUCCAGACAGCCAGAGGUCCUUUGGACUGGGGAUCCAGUGGAUCGUGGUGCGAAGUCUAGGUGGCAUCCCAGGCCCGAUAGCGUUUGGCUCUGUGAUCGACAUCUCAUGCCUGCUGUGGCAGGACCAGUGUGGAGAGCAGGGUUCCUGCUACCUCUACCAGAACUCUGCCAUGAGCCGUUAUACACUCAUGGCUGGCAUCAUCUACAAGGUUCUUGGCACGAUGUUCUUCCUGCUGGCCAGCGUUCUGUACAAGCCCCCUCCAGAGUCGCCCCAGAGCAGCUGUGAGAGCACCGACCAUGGGGCAGGAGACACCGGGGGAGAUACGGGAGAGCUCUCCGUCAAGGACCUUCCACCAAAAAUCAUCGCCAAUGUACACGCCAGGUUAUGAUGACUUCAGACCCAACCCACAUCUCACUGCGCGUGUGUGUCGUGCCACUGCUUCCUCAACCACUGCCAGCCUGUGCCGGUCUCAUAGCCACUCCCAACACACAGACACAUCACCCCAGGGCAGGGCAUGUCUAAUCCACCUACUGACCCCAACUUCACCCCAUGGGCAUGCCCUCCAUCAUGUUGUCCCUGCCAGCCCACUGAACUUGGGGUUUGUGUGAUGUGAUGAAAGACUUAGACCAGGGUCACAGAUAGGGUCAGAGGUUAUUCUGAGGAGUAGGACAGACUUAGACCAGGGUCACAGAUAGGGUCAGAGGUUAUUCUGAGGAGUAGGAAAGACUUAGACCAGGGUCACAGAUAGGGUCAGAGGUUAUUCUGAGGAGUAGGAAAGACUUAGACCAGGGUCACAGAUAGGGUCAGAGGUUAUUCUGAGGAGUAGGAAAGACUUAGACCAGGGUCACAGAUAGGGUCAGAGGUUAUUCUGAGGAGUAGGAAAGACUUAGACCAGGGUCACAGAUAGGGUCAGAGGUUAUUCUGAGAAGUAGGAAAGACUUAAACCAGGGUCACAGAUAGGGUCAGAGGUUAUUCUGAGGAGUAGGAAAGACUUAGACCAGGGUCACAGAUAGGGUCAGAGGUUAUUCUGAGGAGUAGGAAAGACUUAGACCAGGGUCACAGAUAGGGUCAGAGGUUAUUCUGAGGAGUAGGAAAGACUUAGACCAGGGUCACAGAUAGGGUCAGAGGUUAUUCUGAGGAGUAGGAAAGACUUAGACCAGGGUCACAGAUAGGGUCAGAGGUUAUUCUGAGGAGUAGGAAAGACUUAGACCAGGGUCACAGAUAGGGUCAGAGGUUAUUCUGAGGAGUAGGAAAGACUUAGACCAGGGUCACAGAUAGGGUCAGAGGUUAUUCUGAGGAGUAGGAAAGACUUAGACCAGGGUCACAGAUAGAGUCAGAGGUUAUUCUGAGGAGUAGGAAAGACUUAGACCAGGGUCACAGAUAGGGUCAGAGGUUAUUCUGUGGAGUAGGAAAGACUUAGACCAGGGUCACAGAUAGGGUCAGAGGUUAUUCUGAGGAGUAGGAAAGAUUUAGACCAGGGUCACAGAUAGGGUCAGAGGUUAUUCUGAGGAGUAGGAAAGACUUAGACCAGGGUCACAGAUAGGGUCAGAGGUUAUUCUGAGGAGUAGGAAAGACUUAGACCAGGGUCACAGAUAGGGUCAGAGGUUAUUCUGAGGAGUAGGAAAGAAGUGUCUCCUGAUGACUUUGGGGAUUUAAACCACUGAAAAUACACACUUUAUGGGCUCUAGUAAAUCUGGAUCACUGAAGCGUUACAGAUUGCACGAUGGAAAUGUAAAGAUAAUUUCCGAUUGAGACGACAUAUUGCAGCGUUUACCGUGAAUGCAGUCUCCGCUAAAGAGGGAACAUUGCCUUUAAAUUUCAAUCACGCUGUAACGCUGAACUUCCACGAUACGGAUUGAAUAGAAGCCUUAAAUGAGGUUUAAAAUGUAAAGUAAAGUAGAAUGAAAAAGGAUUGUAGGUUUUGUUUUGUUUCCCGGUCAUGUCUAAAUUAUGUGACAUGGGGCAGUAUCUAUAGUAUGGGACAUGGGGCAGUAUCUAUAGUCAAUCAAUCAAUCAAUCAAAUGUAUUUAUAAAGCCCAUUUUACAUCAGCAGAUGUCACAAAGUGCU